AUGGCUAAACACGCCAAAGCGACGACGACGACGGCAACAAAACAAACACGGCGACGCCACUCCCGUUCACAUCGUGCAGGUCUCCAAUUCCCCGUCGCUCGAUUCCACCGGCAGCUGCAGCGAGGCAACUUCGGUUGCCGGCGAAUCGGUGCCGGAGCCUCCGUCUACCUGACAGCCGUACUGGAAUUUCUCGCCCGCGAGCUGGUCGAUAUCGCCAGAAUAAGACGCGAUGAGUUGGGCGAUUCCGGACCGAUCGUGCCCCGACACCUGCUGCUAGCGAUCCGGCUCGAUGACGAGCUGAACCGGUUGCUCGCGAGCGUGACACUGCCGCAGAGCGGCAUCCACCCACGCUGGCUGUGCGGUUACGGGCUGCUGACGGUCCGGAUGGACACGCUGCCGAUCGGGAUGUGCUACUGGCCGCCACCCAGGGGCUGGCGGAAAUCCGUCGCAUCCGCGCAGGAAUGUUAG
Molecule: messenger RNA, 468 nt
Organism: Sabethes cyaneus
Lineage: Eukaryota; Metazoa; Arthropoda; Insecta; Diptera; Culicidae
Product: histone H2A-beta, sperm-like
Exons: 1
Coding region: 1-468 (155 amino acids)
Cellular component (GO): nucleosome
Molecular function (GO): protein heterodimerization activity; structural constituent of chromatin; DNA binding
Source: RefSeq, a predicted model, not a curated record